Molecule: messenger RNA, 1249 nt
Organism: Ictalurus furcatus (blue catfish)
Lineage: Eukaryota; Metazoa; Chordata; Actinopteri; Siluriformes; Ictaluridae
Exons: 4
Coding region: 475-810 (111 amino acids)
Cellular component (GO): centrosome
Source: RefSeq, a predicted model, not a curated record
GGGAGCUAUAGAUUUAUUACUCCUACUCCAUUGUUUUUUGGGGUUUUUUCCCCAUAGAUUUAAGAUUUCAUAUGUCUUGUUAAUUUAUAGGUAAAAGGCAGUGAGUAAGAAUGUCCAACACCUUAAUUUGCUCAUAUGAUAUUUGCAUUGUUUUCAAUUAUGUUCUUCUGACAGUUGGAUUAAUGGUGAUCUUUCAGUGGCACGGAGCUAAUAAGGAUCUUGUAUCACUGCCUUUAAAUGCUGUUGAAGACAAUACAAAAAUCGUGCAGCUCUGCUUCCAUAGUGUGGCCUCUGGGCAGGAUUGGGUGUCACUCAUCGGUUUUUUGUUGCUGUUUCCAGGAUCGUCGUCAUGACCAGUUUGGGGAUUUGAGCCUGUGGGGUCAGGAACAGAUUGCCAGUCCUAUGUACACAGGCGUCUAAGACAGUUUGACCCAAAAAAACCUCCUCCAACAGAACUGUGUCUUUUUUCAUUGCAUGAAACAAGAGACUUUGUUGAAGUGCCUCCAGAGCAAGAGCCAUCCAAGGAGCAACUCUUUCCACCAGACUACAACAAGGAGUCCCAGUGGGGUCAGCUCAAAGGGUUUUCAUAGCGAAAUCAAUAAUAAAGGUGGGAGCAAAAUGGCAUCAAAUAUUCACAGCAGAAGAGUGCCUGCAGUCAUUAAAGGACAUCGACACUUUAGUUACGGAGGAGCCACGUCACCUGAGUCUAUUACUGUAGAACAAUACUAUGACCUAACUCCAUCCAAGAAAAGUAAUGUUCGAGUCAACGAUGAGAUAAUUCCCAAGCCAAGCGAUAUCAAUGUUGGGUAAGAACAUAAAAAUGGUUUGUUUCCUCCGUUCUCAAGUUCUUGACAGUGUUCAUAACAUCUAUAUUAUUUAACCAGGUUGCUAAGAUUGCCUCACACCCCUCCUUCUCAUCAUGCUGGUGAUGCAGUUGGUAAAUGAGUUCAGCUGAUUGUUCACUUGCUCUAACUGAUAUGAAGCUCAGCCUUUGUCUGUGUUCUUACAGUGAGAAACAAAUUAAGGUCUCCAUCCCGAGAAAACACCCAUACCAGUCGCACAUAUCCCACUGUGCCAUGUUCCCCACCUACCACUGCCCAGAUGACCCAGACACAGGCAUACGAGCCUCAUCCAAACUCCCCAUCAAUCCUCUAUUACCAGCCAAUGCUCCACAGGUCACUCUGCUCAGCAAGACUAAAGGUCAGAGCACUUAUGCCAUUAUGCCUUGAUCAAUGGACAUAAGCCUACA